Molecule: messenger RNA, 5376 nt
Organism: Monopterus albus (swamp eel)
Lineage: Eukaryota; Metazoa; Chordata; Actinopteri; Synbranchiformes; Synbranchidae
Exons: 22
Coding region: 159-4220 (1353 amino acids)
Biological process (GO): axon guidance; dendrite self-avoidance; homophilic cell-cell adhesion
Cellular component (GO): plasma membrane; axon
Molecular function (GO): cell-cell adhesion mediator activity
Source: RefSeq, a predicted model, not a curated record
CGGAUGAUGAUGAUGAAAAUUUUCUAAAGUACUUCCGUCGCAGACAACUUUCAUAUGCCUACAAACAUUAAUCAGUUUCUAGGGAGGAACAUGAUGCCAAAUAUCUGCACACCUGGAAGGAGUGGUCCCACCAUGGAAUUAGUGCUGAAACUCACCAAAUGUUGGAGCAGGCCUUAUGUUUAACUGAGUUCCAUGGUGAUGCCCACCCCAUCUUCCUCACCCCAGCCUUCGUCCUCCUUUCACUUCUUGUUUCUGCUGGAAGCUCGGUAAAUGCAUCAGGAGAACAGAGGUUCAGACAGAAACUGACUGAAGACAAAUGGGCUGAUUGUAAACCAACACAGAAACAAUCCCUGGACACAUGCACAGUGACACCAUGGGUGAAGCUGUAUGGUGGUUUCCUAAUGCCUCAAUGGGAGCCCUGCAGUAGGAUGCAUGCCACCAUUUGGACAUUCCCACAGAUGCCUUCCCACCUCUGCUUCCUCAUCCUGUCCAGCUUGGCAAUCUCAUCCCAACUGGGUUUGGAGGAUGUUUUCUUCAGUCCCCAGGACCAGACAGUCAGAGAGGAAGAGACAGUUUUCUUCCACUGUGUGUCUGGGGAAAGUUCACCUCCUGCGAGCAUCACGUGGCUCAAAGAUGGAAAGGUGGUCACAAGAGGUAGACUGAUUCAGGGUGAGUAUGGAGGUGGUAACCAGAAGAAAACCUCAGGCACUCUGCAUCUUUUCAACGUAACAUUAGAAGAUGAUGGGAUGUACCUUUGUGUCACACACAAUCCUUUACUGAACAUCAGCAAGGAGAGCAAAGCAGCUAAACUAACAGUGCAGGGUGUCCCCAGACAGCUGCAGAUCAUCCAGGGCCCUGACAACAUCACUGUUGCUAUGGGAACAGAGGUCUCCAUGCAUUGUGCCAUUCGUGGCUUCCCUGUUCCCAUGGUACACUGGUUCAAAGACGGCUGCCUCCUGACAAACUGCUCGGCCUCGUUCAGCCUGCAGAACAAUGGACAGCUGCUCACAUUCAGGAAUGUGACAAAGGAGGACGAGGGCUUUUAUCACUGUGAAGCAUCCAACCAGAAAGAGACAAUCAAGUCCCAGCCAGCCUUCCUACUUCCAGCUGAGAUGGACUGGAGUUUCAUCCGACAGCCCACAAACCUGAUGGUGAAGAGAGGAGAAAAUGCCACAGUCACCUGCAGGCCUCCAUACAGCAGACCAGCAGCCCAGGUGUCCUGGUUCAAGAAUAACCAGCUCUUCUCUCCCGCAGCCCAUGUAACUGUGCUACCCAGUGGAGACCUGUUCUUUUACAGUGUCCAAGAGUAUGACAGUGGGAGUUACUUCUGCAGGGCCUCCAAUGUCCAUCUUCAGAGAUUUCUCACAUCUAGAAGAGCGACGCUAACCGUGCUGGCACCUCCAUCAGUGACGCUGUGGCCCCAGGUGCUGACUGUACCAGUAGGUGCCCAGGUGGUGCUGGAGUGCCAGGUGUCAGGUCACCCUCCACCCUUCAUCAGCUGGGUCAAGAGAGGCCACUCCAAGCAGACUGGAGGCAAGGUUGCUUUGGGACGGAGAAAUGCUACUCUGUACAUCCAGUCAGCCAGGACCUACGAUGAGGGAGUGUACGUGUGCGAGGCCUUCAAUGCACUGGGUCAAAGCCGCAGCACAGCAGUGCUGAGAGUCGCUGUGAGCCCCAUCAUAGUGACCUUCGUAGGCCAGGUGAACUGCAGGAUCGGGGCUUCAGUGGUCCUGCCCUGCAGGGCUGUAGGGAUUCAGCCCAUCACACAUACAUGGACCAGAGGCAAAGCAGGGAUUCACUCCCUCAUCAGUCCCACUGCAGACACCCACAUUGAUGAAGAUGGAGCGUUACAUAUUUCCAGUGUACAGUACUCUCAUGCAGGGGAAUAUUACUGCACUGCAGAGAACCGAGCAGGACAACAACAGAGACGCACUGUCCUCACUGUCACAGCUGAAGAUCAUCCAGCCAAUAGAGGCAAACAGACGAGACUGGUUUUGUCUGCUAGCAAGAACAAUGAACCACCCGUUUCCAGCAACUCUGUGGCUGCACCAUACUACACAACAUUGCAUCAUCUACAUGUACAGGAACAGCAUAAGGAGGCCACAUACUCAUCACCUUACUGUGAUGCUGCAACAGACGGAGUUACCACAGAUUCUACAAUUUUAAGGGAAGCAGUGGUGGAGCUAAAGAUGUCACCAUGGUCACUAGGCCGUGUGUCAGAACACCAGCUGAAUCAGCCAGCAGCCAGUCCAACCCCACCGUUAGUCACACAGAUGCAGCCUCCUUUGUUAGCAGCUGCUCCACAUUUGAUCUUCCCGUCAGUAGGUCUCCACACCCCUGUGCCAAUUUCAAAUGGUGAACCACCGAUAACACGCAGCCAGACAUCAGCAGUCACCAGUGAAGGUUUGGGUACAACCCUUCAGUAUCUGCUCAUUGAAAAUCAGUCCCAUUUGACAUUAACAUCAUCUCAUACAGGAUUUCAGCAUCCAGUUGGUGGCAAAUUGUUGAUGGAGCCUGAUUCUCAGGACUCUAACAUUCAUGUUGCAUCUCCAGCUGGUAAAACCUCAGAGCCCUUCACCAAGUUGUCUGGUUCUCAACCACAGUCAGAGCCUCCAAUAACUGGACCCUUUGGUUUUCUUAAGUUGGAGUCAUACUCACAGACUCCAACACAGAAGCCUUUAUCCAAAACUAAAACAAGCCACUCUGGUUCAGUCACUCAGGCGCGUCAGUCUCAAACUCAGGCCCAGCAGCUGGUUACAGAAAGUAAAUUUGACCAAUCAUACCAUGAGCCAACCUCAAACCAGAUUUCUCAAGCCAAACUCAAACACCCAGGUCAACCUCGCCAUCAGAAAACUCAUCAGCAGCCUUCAUCCACCCUCUCACAACUAUCUCAAGCUUAUCCUAAACAUUCUUUCACCGUAAGUUCUUUACCAAAGUUCCAUCGUGAGCUUACAACAGUCCAGCAUUUUUAUUUGCCUUCCACACAAGCUCCACUUUCGUCAAUCACCAAGCCUCAAUCAUUCCAGGUCCACAGUCACCAUUCAACAACUAUACCACCUUCAACCAUUUCUCUACUUUCUCAAAUGCAACCUCAAGCAUCUCCAACACAGCAUCCACAGCCUUCAGCACUGGACCCUGAAAUAACAGCUGGCCAUCAGGUCAACAUGUCAGAUCAGGUACAACUAAAUGCUACUCAGCAAGGUAACACAGGUCAGUCUGCCCAAUCAUCCAAUGACACUGACCUUACAGAGUGGCUGAAGAGGAACACCUCCCAAUCACCUAUGACCAGCAAUGACCCCAGAGUGACACAGCAGUCUCCAUCAUGGCUGCCUGUGCUGGAGAGGCAUGACAUCCCCAUUGUGGUGGGAGUGGGUGUAUCUUUGGCUUUCAUCUUCAUCACUGUUACCUUCUACUCAGUGGUCCAGAAGAAUGAACCUGCACCAACAAGCCGAGCAGCUCAGAGGAAUCUAGGAGUCCCCAUACGACAUGCUGAACGUCGGGCUACAGGAAGAACAUACGAAAACAAAGCUUUUGAAGACGAUGAUUGUGUGGCAGUGAUUGAGCAGAGCCCCAACACAUCGGACACUCGAGCCCGACCUCCAGGUCCCAGCCUGGUCACAGUGCAGAUGGAGCCGACAUUUGAGGACUUUCAAGUGGACACAGACCCCGUUCUGGACAACCACUCAGUCACUGUAGAGACUUAUCCUGAGCCCAUUCUUGACACAAAGAUUGAUUCUUCUCUAGAGGAGGAGAAGGGCUGCAGUUUGCCCCAGCCCAGCAUUCAGUUGCAGUGUGCUGAUGACUGGAUCAGUAACCAAGGGGACAACAACAGCCCAUGUCAGGAUACCUUGCCUCCUCCAUCGCCCUUACCUUCCCGUUUGCCUUCCCCCUCUCCACCAUCCAGAUGUGAGGAUGGCCUUCGCUCUUCUUUAACUGUGCAAAGUGCUGAGCCGUGUGUAGCACCUCUCCACCACAGCCUUAGCAUCUCACAUGGCAACCCUCCCCUGCUUCUGUCUCACCACGUCUCCUUGGGCCUCACUACAGUUGCAGUGGAUGUCCAUUUUUACCCAUCAGCCACUGCUUCAAUGGCAGUAGGCACUAGUACUCAUAUUAAUUCUGCCUCUAAUUCCACUUCAAUGGCUGCGCCUCUCUUCAGUCCCCCAUUAGGUAACAGUCAUGAGAACGACCAAUCAUCUGCCAGAUUUCAUCAGUGUAAGUAGCUACUGAUUAAAGGUUCAUGGCUGUGAAUUUCUAUGUUUUUGUUACUUGAGAGAAUAGGAAGCAUUACCCAGCUAAAUGAAAAUAGCUGUGCUAAAGUUAAGCAUCCUACGUUACUAAACCUAAACACAAUCCUUCUGAAACAUCCACCUGAGGUCUCACGUUUGUAAUAUCAGGUUUCUCUUCUUCUAGUUCAGGAUUAGACUAUAUAUACUGUCUUGUGUUUCCAGCUGCAGCCAUUACACAAGGUAGAGAUCAACCUUAAGAGCACUUGUGUUAUUCAUUAAUUCCUGUUUUGAUUGGUUAGGGGUGAAGAUAUUUCAUCACCAGCCAAUCAGUGCAGGUGUUGAUGACAGAGGGAAAUAUGGGCUGUAACGAUGGAAUUUGAGAAAUUUAAACAACUUUGGCUGAAAAAAAAUGUCAGAUAUAUUUUAAAUGCACUCAAUAUGAAUAAAACAUUUGCUAAAAACGAACAUAAUACCAGCGCUUUAAAAACACACCAGUUAACCACAAUAUGUUUCUUCAUCACAAAAUAAGUGGUGUACAUCUUAUUUUUAAAAAGGAGCACAGUGGUUACUUUUUAACAUCUCUUGACUGCGCAUGUGCAUGGUCCCUGCUCUAUUUACAGUCUGCCACUAGCUUUACACAGUACAUGAGACAACGUGAGAAGCUGGUAGGAUAGCCUCAGCAUGUUACCUGGUGUACUACCUGUACUAGUUACAUUGAUUACUGUCACAUGUAUUAUGUUAAGUAUGUCAUGUUAUAUGUUCUGAAUAUAACUACAGCUUUAUCAUGAUUAUUCUUGCUUUCUGUUGUUUUUAUUUUUUUUAAUCAUGAAAAAGAAAUGCAUAGUUUUAUUAUAAUUUACAUAGCAGUCACAUUUGUUUGAUAUUAUGUAAUUGCUUAUUUCAAGUAAAGGCAUAAAUGUGUUGUCCUGUAUUGAAUUCUUUAGUGAAACAGCCAAGGAUACAUCAGUUUGUCAGAAAAUAUUGCAAUUUUUUAUGACAGACUGUACAUAACUUGUUUCAGUGACCUGCUCAUUCUCUUGUAUCAAGCUACUUGACUGUUACACCUUCUUUUUUUUUGAAAAUGUAAGGGGCUGUAUCAAUAAACAUUUAGACAACACAAUCAAGCUCUUUAGUAAUAUUUUUGCCUGUA